Cervus elaphus (red deer) is the source of this 2753-nucleotide messenger RNA. RefSeq names its product splicing factor U2AF 35 kDa subunit-like. Gene Ontology annotation, biological process: mRNA splicing, via spliceosome. The record is from RefSeq and is a predicted model, not a curated record. The coding region runs from base 1912 to 2619 and encodes 235 amino acids. Gene Ontology annotation, molecular function: pre-mRNA 3'-splice site binding; metal ion binding. Lineage: Eukaryota; Metazoa; Chordata; Mammalia; Artiodactyla; Cervidae. The transcript has a single exon. Gene Ontology annotation, cellular component: U2AF complex; spliceosomal complex.
AAUCUAAAAGGAUAACUUAAUGUUUUUAUUUGCAUUAUUGAUGAGAUGGAACUUUUUAUGUUUAUUAGUCAUGAUUUCUUUGAUAAAUCGUCUGUCUUUCGUCUAUUCUGCUGGUGUGUGUCACUUUUAAUAACUCUCUAAGAGGAAUGUGAAUUAGUGAUUUUUGAACCUGUUAUAUAAUUUCCACUAGUCUGUUGUUUCUUUGGAUUAUGGUUAUCUUUUUUUAGGGUAUUUUGUUUUCUUUUGCUCUAAUAUUGCUGUGCUUGAAGCUACACGCUUCACUUCCAAGAAGUAGAGGAAUUUGUUCUAACUCAGCAAAGUUUAGAAUCUUAACUAGUGACCCAGCCCCUCUUCCAAUUUUAAACCCUUCCCUUCCACUCUUGAAAUCCUUUGAUUUGUAACUAACUCAAUCGAAUACUUAAUCGCUUCAGGCUUUGACAAGAUACUGCUGGAUAUUUUGGUGCAGAUAAUAUCUGUAUUUAUCUACAAAAUAUAAGCUGUUCUAGCAUCUGUGUGAAGGUUUCCCUAUAGGUAAGGAGAAAGGAUUAUCAGUUCUUUACAUUAAAAAAGAAAGAGAAGAAACUGACAGCUACUUACGGAUUUUGCUAAAUUAUAUAUUUUAUUAUUUGCAAACACUUGUCUUCAUACACUCAAGAAAAAGUGUGCAAUAAUUUGACUGCAAAGAAAACAUGCUAAUCAUAGUAUAGUACACAUGCUAUUUAAAAAAAAAAAAUCACUUUGGGCUUUAGUAUUGGAAAUCCACCCAGCCCAGUGUCCUGUUCCAUUUCUGUCCCUACUUUCCUCUGUUCUGUGUUUAUCUCUUCGGUAGGUAGUUUUGUAUUGCAUGAACGUUGAAAUGGAUGGUGUAAUAGUUCUCGCAAAGCACUGUUUUAUUUAUAUAUGUAACAUAUACUUGCAUGUUAUGUAUAUAAAAUCUUGUUUAAACUUCACAACCUAUUGAAAUAAUUGUUUUCCAAAAUAAAAGCUAAGCCCUGCUUUACUUCUUACAUUCAUUUAGUCCUUACCAUGGGUCAGACUUUGGAGUUUGUACAUUGUAUUAUACAAUACAGAUAAUUCUGCAAAGUUACAUUUGGGGACUUCUGAUUUGCUUCAUUUGUGAUGAUUGUCCUGAGUUUUUUCUUUUUUUUUGUCUUGAGUUUUUCUGUGGCAACUACCAGAAAUAGUGUCACUAAAUCCUUAUUCUCCUAGAUUUGAUAAUACAUCUAUGUUAACCUUGAAAGGAUUUCACUUAAGAUCAAAGACCCUGAUCCUUUCUCUUUUGCUUCUACUAUAGACUCUCCUAAGCAUGGCUUUUUAGUUAGUUGCUUUUUGUCUCAUGUAUCAUUUUUUAGAGUUGAUUUUUUUGAUUCCCUAAACUCUGUUCUUUUACUAGGUUUUUGUUUUUGUUUUUUUCAAUUGAAAAUUAACGCCAGUGAAAGUACAUUGAAAUAAGGUAGAAAGUUGAAAAAAAUAAAAUGCUUUGGUUUGUUCUUAUAUGUUUAAGUGGGAAUAUUUUGCUACACUCCAUGAUUAUGCUAAAAACAGAAGGAUCUUUACCUCAAAAUUAAAGGAGAAAGACCAUUUGUGGCUCACAUAGCGCUAUUAAUAGAUGGAUAAGCUUCGUAAAAGAUGCUGUGUUUUAUCUACUUAACUCAUUUUCACUAAACCAGUUUAUCAAAUAUAUGUUUUGUUUUUAAGUUUUGAUACUUGAGCAAAGCUCUUUAUGAGAACUCAGAUGAGUAGUGUCAUUUGCUUUUAAAAAGAACAGCACAACAAAUCAGAUACUUGUGGGUUCUGGUUUUAAUGAAUUUGAACACAAGGCACAGGUUCCCAGGUGUAUGUAAAUACAUGUCCAUUUAAAAAUUUCUUCUUGUCUCCGGCGUCGGCAGCGGUGUCGGCUGCGAGUGGGAAAUGGCGGAGUACUUGGCCUCCAUCUUCGGCACCGAGAAAGACAAAGUCAACUGUUCAUUUUAUUUCAAAAUUGGAGCAUGUCGUCAUGGAGACAGAUGUUCUCGGUUGCACAAUAAACCGACCUUCAGCCAGACCAUUGCCCUCUUGAACAUUUACCGUAACCCUCAAAACUCUUCGCAGUCUGCUGACGGUUUGCGCUGUGCUGUGAGCGAUGUAGAGAUGCAAGAACGUUAUGAUGAAUUCUUUGAGGAGGUUUUCACAGAAAUGGAGGAGAAGUAUGGGGAGGUGGAAGAGAUGAACGUCUGUGACAACCUCGGAGACCACCUCGUGGGGAACGUGUAUAUCAAGUUUCGCCGUGAAGAAGACGCGGAAAAGGCUGUGAUUGACUUGAACAACCGCUGGUUUAACGGCCAGCCGAUCCACGCCGAGCUCUCCCCAGUGACCGACUUCAGAGAAGCCUGCUGCCGCCAGUACGAGAUAGGAGAGUGCACGCGGGGCGGCUUCUGCAACUUCAUGCACCUGAAGCCCAUCUCCCGGGACCUGCGACGGGAGCUGUAUGGGCGCCCGCGCAAGAAGCAUAGAUCGAGGUCCCGCUCCCAGGAGCAUCGCUCUCGGUCCCAAGACCAUGGUUGCCGCGGUGGAGGUGGCAGAGGGCAGGAGCGUGACAGGAGGCAGUCGAAAAACCGGAAAAGGUCCGGGCGGUUCUGAGCCAUGCCAUUUCUACCGUAUGUCUGCUAGAGAGUGUUGUAGUUGAUUGACCAAACCAGUUCAUAAUGGGAAUUUAAAAAAAAAAAAACAAAAACAAAGAUGGGUUUCUGAAUAAAAUUUGUAGUGAUAAAAUU